This is a messenger RNA of Eublepharis macularius, 9469 nucleotides long. It is a transcript of the gene ZNF106, whose product is annotated as zinc finger protein 106. The transcript has 22 exons. Gene Ontology annotation, cellular component: membrane; cytosol. NCBI's taxonomy places the organism in Eukaryota, Metazoa, Chordata, Lepidosauria, Squamata, Eublepharidae. The coding region runs from base 138 to 5762 and encodes 1874 amino acids. Gene Ontology annotation, molecular function: RNA binding; SH3 domain binding; zinc ion binding. The record is from RefSeq and is a predicted model, not a curated record.
AAGUCUCUGGGGAAGGAAGCGGUUGUGAUGGUGGAGGGGGCCUGUUCGGUCCAUCUUGUUUGGUGAUGGGCUUGUGGGCUGCUUCAGCGCUGUGGAGUGUAGAGGGAGUGGGGUAAGAUUUUUCCGAAGUAUUCACUAUGGUUCGAGAACGAAAAUGUAUAUUGUGCCACAUCAUAUACAGCUCAAAAAAGGAGAUGGAUGAGCACAUGAGAAGUAUGCUUCACCACAGGGAGCUUGAAAAUUUGAAAGGAAGGGACAGCAACCAUGAGUGCCAGGUGUGUCAGGUGACAGUGGUGGGCUUGUCAGCAUAUGCUAAGCACAUCUCUAGCCAGCUGCACAAAGACAACGUUGAAGCCCACGAUGGAGAUGAAGGGAAGGAAGAGGCUGAUGAAGAAUAUUUUGACAAGGAACUCAUCCAGUUAAUCAAGCAAAGAAAUGAGCAGAACCGGACAAACGAAGCCUGCCGUGUGAACCAUGAAAUAGAAACUGAAGACAGAAGGUCACAAAGACGGCAAGAUGAUCGAACUUACCAAGACAGAGAAGGCUAUGAUUCAUCAUCAUGGUACCAUCGUGGGCUACCUCAGAGAGACUGGAAAUGGGAAAAUGAUGGUUUCUUAAAUUCUAGACAAGGCAAAUUCACACAUUCUCCAAGGAACCCAAAUAACACAAACAGACAUCUUGGCAGCCAGAGAGGAAGGCCUGGGUGGCAUCAAAAUAAUUCUGGAGUGCCUUCAAAUCGGUAUCAGAAUUAUGGAGGGAAUAGUGGAGGUGCUUGGCAUCAGAACUCUGGAGGUGGACAAUCAGGUUGGCAUCAUGGUGGCAGGGGAAGAAAUUCCAACUGGAAUUCUGAAGGGAAAAAUAGCUUUUCUAAUUGGCAGUCCAAAAACUCUGGAUGUAACUGGAAACCUGGUCAGCAAAAUGGAGGUGGAUGGAAUUUAGGAAGAAAUAGAGCUGCAAAUAAUAUCUCCCAAAUGGACAGUUUAGAUGCUCCCUGGUUUAAAAGCAACAGCAUACAAGAGAAAUACAGUGGAGAAAUGUAUGCAUGGCAGUGGCAAGAGAGUGGUCACAUGAAUGAAAACGACAGCAGGGAUUGUUUGUUGGACUUCACUAGUGAUCAGCUUCCUCCAGAUGGGAUGCUGAACUUUAGCACUUCUGUGCAGCUAGAUAGCAAAACCUCCAAAGUAAAUGGAAAAUGCAGCAGCCCUUCCCGAGAAAAGACAAGUCGUUGGGCUCCUUAUCCCACCCAGAAAACUGUAGAGCAGCCACCGUUGUGUGAUAAGAAUGUGACUAAUGUACCAGAGAAAGCAGAUUCUAUCCAUCUGUUAUCAUCCUCAACUCCAAACUGGGCAGAUCCUAAAACCAGUGACCCAAAAUUUAAAAAAUGGGAAGAAACUUUUUCAAUAUCCUCUAAUUCAAAAACAGCAUCCAACAAACUUGUGCCAUGCAAAGGGCCAACAGAAUGCCCCAGUGGGAAAAAAUCAGACCAAGCUGAAAGCAGAGGCCAUAGAAUGCCAUCCCUGAAGUCUCCACUUCUUGCUAUUCCAGAUUUAAAGCCAUCUUCUCAAAAGAGAAGUCCAAAGAAUCUCUUGAAACAUGUCCAACUUUUAUUAUCCUCCAGAGAGUGUCAAAGUCAGCUGAAUGCAUUAGACUUGGAGGACAACAAUUCUUCCUCUUACGGAGUUAGGCUGAGUAAUGAAUAUAAUACUUCCAGAGACUUCAGAAAUGUGUUAGACAGCAAUGAAAGCCUAAGUGAAGUAUUAUGGAAAGCCAAACAAGAACUGCAGGGUAGCCCUUCUUUGCAGACCCCUCCCUUGAGCCCUUAUACAAGUACUCAUAGUUAUGGAAAUGAAGACUGGAGUACUAAGGGACUUGCAUGUUCUCUGCACGAGUCCCAGGUAGAUAGGUUGGAGGAUGAGAGUUACAGAGACAUAGCAGGAAUCAAAAGUGUCCCUUCAAAUACUUGUUCAGCUGAUGAACCCGUAGAAACGAACCGUAUUACAACAAAAAACGAUAACUGUCUAGGACAUUUGGGACAAAUUGACAAAAACUAUUCUAAAUUCCAAACGGAGUCUGUCGAAUCCCUAUCACACUGUCAACACAUCUUAAAUGUUGACUUGAAAUCAACCAAGGAAGAGGACGGUGAGGAAGAUGCUAUAAGAUCAAAUGAUCAUCCUGAAGAGGAAGAUUAUGAAGCUCAUUUAAAUCAUGAGCUGCAGAAGAGUGCAGGAGGGCAGCCUUCAGGUCCUCUUCUCCCUGAACUGAGUAAGCUUGGCUUUCCAGCUUCCCUCCAAAGAGACUUGACAUGGCGUGCUAGUUUGAAGAGCAAGACUGGCUCACAUCUACCAGAGCCCAACCUCAACAGUGCAAGGCGCAUUCGGAAUAUUAGCGGCCAUCGAAAGAAUGAGACGGAGAAGGAAUCAGGGCUCAAGCCUACCUUAAGGCAGAUCAUUAGUGUGUCUCGUAGAAAUGUAAACUGGGAGCAGGUCAUUCAGCAGGUGACAAAGAAGAAACAAGAACUUGGCAAAGGUUUACCAAGGUUUGGCAUUGAGAUGGUCCCUCUCAUCCAGAACGAACAGGAGGGUCUUGGGCUGGGUGAGGAGCCUGAUCUGACCGCUCUUGAAGGAUUUCACUGGGAAGGGAUAUCCAUUGGCUCCCCUGGGUCCAUUAGAAAGCGUAGCCUCUCUGAGAGCAGUGUGGCAAUAGAAAAGGCAACGUCUGUUUACAGUUUCUUCAACAAUCAAGGCUCAGGCAAAGAAAACGAGCAAACGCAGAUCAGUUCAGUUACUGUCACUGAAGGCACAACCUCUGGCUUCCCGAUGCAUGCCGAUCCUCUGCCUUGUGUGAAACAAGAGGCUUCUUCUCUCCCUUCAUCACCGCUCAGAACUGACUCACUUGUCAGUGGAAGGAGACUCAGCCUACAGACACCCCCUGAAGUUAGCAGCCUGGCUGCAUUUAGUGAAAUCCAGAGAAGUCCAGAAUACAGAGCACAGCUAUUUGAAAGCCAAGAUAUGCUAGGAAGUCCAGGGGAAAGACACUGUCUCGCUUCAGCUCUCACUACAUCCAGCACUGUAGAUGCAGCCACAGAUAGCAGCUAUACAUCUGGCAACGAGCAGAAUGACAGCCAGGGAAUUGGCAAAAAAAGAAGAGCAACCGGAGAGGGAUCCUCUCCUGAAAUUCCAAGUUUAGAAAGAAAGAAUAAGCGAAGGAAGAUUAAAGGCAAAAAAGAACGUUCUCAGGUCGAUCAGUUGUUGUCUAUUUCCCUGAGGGAAGAAGAAUUGAGCAGGUCAUUGCAGUGUGUAGACGGAAGCCUCUUGCAGGCUCGAGCUGCUUUACAGGCAGCUUGUGUGGAAGUUCAGCGACUACUUGUACUGAAACAACAGAUAUCUGUAGAAAUGGGCACUUUGAGGAGCCAGAGAAUUGAAAUCCUGCAGGGAUUGCAAGAAACAUAUGAGCCUUCUGAACAGCAGCUUCAUCCCAGCAGCUCAAGUGAAAAAAGAAACUACAAGCUUCAGCCAACACAAGAUCUAAAUGCUAGUCCGGGUCUUCUGGUUCCUCUUCUGGAAAGUGCUUCACCCCUCUCAGCCCAGAUAUCCCCUGCUGCCUUGGCAGCCUCUAUCCAAGUAAGCGUUCCUCCUACAUUCCAAACUACUGGGGUCGUGGGAGCCAUCACAGUUCCCAAUGCGUCCAUUAAAAUCAAGCAAGAACCAGUAUCUCCAAAGCCUGAAGAAGAGAGCAUGAAUAUACCACCCCAGAGCUCUCCGUGUUCUCCACAAGUGGAGCUUCAGUCUCAGGAUGAAAAUGCAAGCCAGAAAUCUUCAACGUACCCUGUAAUCUCUGCUGCCAUGUCGUUGUCAGGACUCUUAGAUUUCCAGCAGGCUAAUCAGGAUACUCAAGAUCCUGCUUCUGAUAAGGAGACAGCCAGCUUAUCUGACCAUAUUUCCCUUAGCUGUUCAGCAUCUUUAUUGUCAGUGAAGACAGAAGAAGACAAAAGCCCAGCAGACAGUCUCAUCUCAGAACAGUGUACUAGUUCCUUUCUGAGCAGAAAAUUUCCUUCUGAAGCACCUGUGGAUGAAGAUCUGAAACGGACCACUGAACAGCCUGAGCAGAUGGCAGUCUCUACUCUGGUCUCCAUAGAGACCAAAGUAAGCAAGAAAAAGAAGAAGUUGAAGAAGAAGAAAGCGCUGCGAGCAACCCAUGUGCCUGAGAACAGUGACACAGAGCAGGACAUAAGUGACUCGAAACCUUUCAGGAAAGUCAAGUCUGUAAAGGGACCUAAAGGAGAAAAAGUUACAACAUCCUCCCCUCCAAAGCAAGAAGAUGCAGAUGCUAUUCAGGAAAGAAAUGGGAAGAAGGAUGAGAAUGAGAGUGACACAUCUCUGGAGUUUGUGGAGGUCCCCAAAUCUCCUCUUGAAGUGGUGGCCAUCACUUCUUCAGAGUCAGGCGAUGAGAAACCAGACAGCCCUUCUAAGAGAGAUUCCUUGAGUUCCUCAGAGCAGGUUUUGAGAGAGGCAUCUCGGUUUGGCUACGAUGAAGUGAGCUCUACCAGUGAGAUUGGAACAAACUGUAGGGAUGGCAUUGAAAGAAGUGUGGCUGAGACUCAGACAUCUAUAUCAUCAAUUAGAGGAUCAAAAAAUUCAUCAGAAGUCUCUUCAGAGCCUGGGGAGGAUGAAGAACCUACAGAAGGAGUCUUUGAGGGGCAUUCAGCUGCCGUGAAUGCUAUUCAGAUUUUUGGGAAUUUGCUGUACACCUGUUCAGCCGAUAAAACUAUCCGUGCAUAUAACUUGGUGAACAGGAAAUGUGUUGGUGUAUUUGAAGCACACACUUCAAAAGUGAACUGCCUCCUGGUUACUCAGACUAAUGGGAAAAAUGCAGCUCUCUAUUCUGGCUCCAGUGACCACAGUAUAAAUUGUUACAACAUCAAGACUAGAGAACGUAUCGAUCAGUUUAAGUUAGAUGACCGUAUACUCUGUCUACACAGCAGAUGGAAAAUCCUUUACGCAGGACUUGCAAAUGGCAGUGUGGUCACUUUCAAUAUAAAGAACAACAAACAAGGCGAUACCUUUGAGUGCCAUGGCCCCAGAGCAAUCAGCUGUCUAGCUACAGCCCAGGAAGGAGCACGCAGAUUGCUGAUUGUGGGAUCUUAUGAUUGUACGAUCAGUGUGCGAGAUGCUCGAAAUGGACUGCUGCUUCGAACCCUUGAAGGUCAUAGCAAAACAGUCCUCUGUAUGAAGGUUGUGAAUGACCUGGUGUUCAGUGGUUCCAGUGACCAAUCUGUCCAUGCCCACAACAUACAUACAGGGGAGCUGGUACGGAUCUACAAAGGACACAACCAUGCAGUGACAGUUGUGAACAUCCUGGGAAAAGUGAUGGUAACAGCCUGCUUGGAUAAAUUUGUUCGUGUUUAUGAGCUGCAGUCUCACGAUCGUUUACAAGUCUACGGAGGACACUCGGAUAUGAUUAUGUGCAUGACCAUUCACAAGAGCAUGAUCUACACUGGCUGUUAUGAUGGCAGUAUCCAAGCUGUGCGACUUAACCUGAUGCAGAAUUAUCGUUGCUGGUGGCAUGGAUGUUCGCUGAUAUUUGGAGUUGUGGACCACCUGAAACAGCAUUUGUUAAAUGACCACACAAACCCAAACUUUCAAACACUAAAAUGUCGCUGGAAGAACUGUGAUGUUUUCUUUUCCUCCCGGAAAAGUUCCAAGCAGGAUGCUGUAGGACAUAUUGAGAAACAUGCAGAAGAUGAUAGCAAGAUUGACUCGUGAAGUGUUUAUGCCUCCCACAUUGGGAAGUAAAUUUUCUAUACUGGAAAUUCCAUGUCUUGCCCCUCUUCCUCCCAUGUUCUUACUUGGAAUACAAAGAGGAAUAAGGCUUUUUCUUUUUUUUUCUUUUUUUUUCGCUGCAGAGACAGCAUUUUGCAUGCAGCUCUGUAGAGAAAGGAAUGAUGGACAGAUUCAGACCAAUCACAGAUGUUUAACGUUUUUUAUUCAUCAGCAGAAACAAACUCCUUUCUUUUUAAAUCUAUGCUCUGAAAGAAGUAGAUGGUAUAUAUCUAAGAUUCAGAGCCUAGUACUCUGGCUGGUGCUUAAAGCCUCUUCUGCAUUCAUCAGUUUUUAUCUUGUACCAAGGAUCUCACAGGUAUAUUAUACUUUUGGAUUUAGACUGUUUCAAUAAUUUAAAAAAAAAAAACUACCAGAAAUAUCACAUAAGCACUGAUUGCUCUGUUUCUUUCCGUCACAUAUUUGUACUUCAAGAUGAGUUAUCCCCCACCAUUAAAAAGUAAAUGACGUACUUACUUUCAGUCCUAAAUGCUAAGUCUGAACAGUUCACUGCUGUAGUUACUUUCUGUAUUUUUUUUUUGUCCCCCAAAGAGGCUUGUGGCGAUGGAUUUAUAGAUACUGCAUCACCCAAACAGCCAUAUUACUGGGUUUCUACAGCAGUUUCUGGAGUUUUUAUUUUUAAUUGGUAUAAAGACCAGUGCAGACAAUGAUCUCGGUUUUUGUUGUCUGUAUAUUUUGAUGCUGUCUUUUCACAAUAAUGACAAUACAUUCUGAGCAUAUUUUUUUAAGUUAUGACUGGCAUCUUUAUUGAACAUUUUCUUUUCCUGUCCAGCUGACACUUGGGACUUGAAACCAUGUUUGGGCAGUGACUUUUAAACAGCUAUUGUUUCCAUUUUGGUCUGGUUUAGUAGUUGGAAGAUCCCAUAUAAUAGAGAGGGGUUGUUGGAUUUGAAACAUGAUUUUGAAGUCUAAAGAGCCCAAGCAGAAGCUGAAAACCUGUUUGUUUGUUUGUGUGUGCAUGCAUUUAGAGUUGGCUGAAGAUGAUGGUUGCAGUCACAAGGGAGAAAUGUUCAUCCGAGUGGCAUUCCAGCAGUUCCUACUUUUUUGUUUUUCCAAAUGGUUUGUUCUUUGCAGUUGUAGUCAGUGUUCUCAUAAUUUUCAAUCUUAGUUGUCCUCUGUAAUAAGCCAAAAAAAGAUAUACCAGUAACAGAACCAGAAAAGAAUGGCUGUGUAAGUUUUGAGGUCUUUUUUUCUUCUUCAGAUAACAAUGUUCUAAAGGGCCAAUGAAUAUUAUCUUUUUUCUUUGUUUUUAAAGAUUAAGCUCCAAGGGAAGGGAAGUGUUCUUUGCAGCUGAGGAUAAGAACCAAAACAGGUCCAGUAACUUUUUUUCUUGACAACUUACCAGAACUAGGGGAACUGAAGGGUCAUAUUCUAGUAUCCUUGCUGUAUAUUUGAACCUUUCCUCUCCAAAGCUACUGAAGAAAAUAUUGCCCUCCUUUUCUGUGGAUAAACCUGUCUUCUAAGCAGCCUCUUAAGUUUUUCUGGAGAAAGAGAACGUUCUUUAUGCAUUAUCAUGUGUCUGUUACCUUGGACAGGAUCCAUAGUCCCCCCAGGUGGUCAUUCCCUGAGUGAACUGAAGAUAUUUUGCUUACAAUUCAUUGAUACGGCUCAAUGAAUUGUAAUGAAUUGAAAAUACCUUUCCAAAGAGAAGCAGCAACCUGCACCAGACACUUUCUCUUCUCCUUUAGCCAGCUGUCUUCUAGGCAAGGGCUAUUGGGUUGUUUUCAGCAUUUUCAUCAUCACGUAUUUCUUGCAGAUUUUUUUGGAGGGGGGCAGCCUUUUUCACAGUGAGAAAAGCUAAAGGGAGAAACUUGGGAAAGUUAUCAGAGUUUUAUCAAGAAACUAUAGAGUAUUUGAACUGUAGAAAAAGGGACAUGUAAUAGGUGUGAGAACACAAGAUAGAUUGCCAUUAGAUCCUCCUUAGCUGAAUGCAGAGUGUUGUAUUGAAAGUAUGUGGAGUGCUGUGUUUGUACUAGUCUUGAGGAUUAGUAAAUGAAUGAAUUUUGAUUUUACAUCCUCUUCCAGUAUCUUCUUUGUAGGAUUCUUUAUCGGAAGAAGAUGGUGACUUUGCUUGUGACUUUUUUUUAAAAAAAAGCAUCCUUUUUCAUUACUUCCAUUGGUGCAAGUGAUAAAGUUCUUGCAUUGUUUAGUGUUCCUGGCCUCAUUAAUAGGGGUGUGAGGGUGUGCGUGUGCAUGUUUAAGAUGGACGUGAAGACAGAUUUUCCUUUAAUCCGUUUUGGGAUGCCUUAACCCUUUGUCUUCACUAUAUUACCAGCCAAUAAUAUAGUGUGUGUAUUGUCAAAGGUUAGUUUCCAUACGUUGGCCUUUAUUUGAAAAGUUCAUGAGAACUGCUCUAAAAUCUGAUCCUGAUGCAUGUUGAUAAAUUUGCAAUACCUCUGACAAAGUUGGACAGUCUCAUUGCCUCAGUCUGUUGCAUUAAGAUAUCACUGGAGCCACAUAGUUUCCUCUUUCAGUUCUUAGAAAUGUUCUUCUCUUUUACUUCAGGGAUGUUUGGGGAUUUUUGUUUGUUUGUUUGAGGCUCUGCUUUCUAUGCUUCUACCUCUUUACCAGGAAAUAUGAGCCUGUUCCUCUAGAAUUUGCUGGAAACCAUGGAGACAUAAAGGAUAAAAUUAUGUGGAGUGGAUUUUUCAAGAUUGUCUGUCACGCUCAUGGCAGGUUUCUGGCAUCUUUCCACAAAUACGUUGAAGGAAGUUUUUAGUAUAAAAUCGUCAAGAUAUUGAUAACUUUUUUUGUCUUGGAAAGAGAGAAGGAAAUGACGUGACUAGAGGGAAUUGUGGAUUGUGUUUUGGAUUGUGUGAGGAGUGUGUUAACUUAUAUGUGUUGGCUUAAUGACUGAAUAAACUGUUAUGGGGUGUGUAUAAAGUAAAUUUGGACUGCAUGCCAACACAAUAGAAGAGGCUUUUAUACCUUUUACUCUAUUUAGUGAACAAGUAUUCUGUGUUGUAACUGUGCUGUGAGGAAAUGGUUUGUGCAUUAGCAUCUGGGGGACUGCUUGUCUGUUACCAUGUUUUUACCAAUAAAUCCAACAACAUUUCAGUGACUACCCAAGCUUCUGUUUGGCCCUUGUAGUAAAUAUUUGGGCAUGAAGGACAGACUUCUAAAAUGUUGAGUUUUAAACAUCAGAUGUAUAAUCUACAUCCCAUUGAAGGAAGUGGCAAAAUUCUCAGAAUAACAGCUCUGAUUGCAUCCUUAAACAUCAACCUGAAAUUUCAUAUUGACAUUUUUAACCAGUAGCGUGCUCUGGAUUCCCUAGGCCUCCAGGGUUGUAGCAGGAAGACUUUCUGUGUCACAUACAAGCAAGCAAAAGUAUCAGCUUCUUAUUUUUCCCCUUCUCACAGUACCAUGGUUUGAACUCAGCCAGACCUUUUCAAAUUAUAAGCUUUUAGGCAGGAGCAGAUGGGUGUUGAGAAAAAUAAUAAUGAAAAAUGCUAGAUCAAACUAAGCAUAAAUAAUUUAGGAAAUAUAGUCUAUAAUUUUACUGGCAAUUUUCCCCAACUUGUUUAAUUUUAGUGGGAUGAAACCUAUGUGACUUUUCACACAAGUAAAGAUGUGACUUGUGGACAAAAUGAUUUGGUCUUUCCUUUCCUUUUACUACAAAGCUGUGAACUUCA